GUGCUUCUCCUCACCGCAGGUUCCUCCUCUACGCUUCAUUCAUUCAUUCAUUCACUCAUUCCCUCCCUCUCCCCCCCCUCCUUUCAUUCACGAAGGUUGCGAGGCCUAGUUAGAAGCUAUGGAGAGCGCUGUCCCCGCCGCCGGCUUCCUGUACUGGGUGGGCGCGAGCACGGUGGCCUUCGUGGUCCUGCGCGUCUCGUACUCCCUCCUCACGGCCUUCCGGAUGUGGAGUGUGGGUAACGAGGCCAGAGUCGGCCCGUGGCUCGGUGCCUGGGCAGUGGUCACAGGCAGUACUGAUGGAAUCGGAAAAUCAUAUGCAGAAGAGUUAGCACAGCAUGGAAUGAAGAUUGUCUUAAUCAGCAGAUCACAGGAUAAACUGAACCAAGUUUCCAGUGAGAUAAAAGAGAAAUUCAAAGUGGAAACAAGGACCAUUGCUGUUGAUUUCACUUCAGAAGAUAUUUAUGAUAAAAUUAAAACAGGCCUGGAAGGUCUUGAAAUUGGUGUUCUAGUGAACAAUGUGGGAAUGUCAUAUGAGUAUCCUGAAUACUUUUUGGAUAUUCCUGACUUGGACAGUACUAUCAAGAAACUGAUAAAUACCAAUAUUCUUUCUGUUUGUAAGGUGACACGACUGGUACUGCCUGGCAUGGUAGAAAGAUCUAAAGGGGUGAUUCUGAAUAUCUCCUCUGCCAGUGGCAUGCUCCCGGUUCCACUGUUGACCAUCUACUCUGCAACCAAGGCUUUUGUAGAUUUCUUCUCUCAGUGCCUCCAUGAGGAGUAUAAGAGCAAGGGCAUCUUUGUGCAGAGUGUCCUGCCAUACUUCAUAGCGACUAAACUGGCUAAAAUCCGAAAGCCAACCUUGGAUAAGCCUUCUCCAAAGACGUUUGUGAAGUCUGCAAUUAAAACAGUAGGCUUGCAGUCCCGAACCACUGGGUACCCAAUCCACGCUCUCAUGGGCUCAGUAAUGAACUCAAUCGUGCCUCGUUGGCUGUAUUUUAAAAUAACCAUGUAUGUCAACAAGACCAUAAGAGCACGCUAUCUGAAGAAAGCAAAGACAAACUGAGAGUGGUUAACUUUGAGUCACCUGGCCAGGUGUUUUGGCCUUUCUUCAUUCACUGCAAGGCACCUGCCCGUCCCCAGAAUCUGCAAUAGUUACUAACAUGGCUCACUUUCAUCAUGUUUAGGAGGAAAACAGAAGAUGCUUUUUAGAGUUCCUGAUACAUACUCUGGCGAGUAAUUUCUAAGUUUAAUGUAAAUGCUCAUGUCAAAGGGAUAUAAAACUAAUACUACCAAGAACAUAAUAAGAGUCAAACAUGAAACUCAACAGUUUCACCUGCUCAAUGCCAGUGUUGAUUAUUCUAGUAUUUUCUGUGAAACACCAUAAAACAUGUAAUGGAUAGCUAUUCUUUUUGUUUUUAAUACUUUUGGGGGGUGGGGAUUAACUGAUUUUCUUACAGGGUGGACAUGUUACAAUUUCCACCAAUCUUUAGGAUGUUUUCUAAAUGUAUGUCCCAGUCUGUACAUUUUAUAUGGGAGUACUUUUUCUUAAAAGUAACUAAUGACAUAGAAAUAAUUGUGAAAUUAGUUAUUUAUGGCACAUGAAGCUAAAAUGUUAUUUUCCCCUCAGUUUGAAGGCAUGUAAUACUGAAAGCUAUGUCGGAUGAUAAAGGGAAAAAAUGUACAGUAAGGCAGAAACGUCCUGUGAGACCACUGGGACCUACCCAGGAAAGUAGCCUUUUCAUUUCUGCACAGGGCCAGUA
This is a messenger RNA of Perognathus longimembris pacificus (Pacific pocket mouse), 1757 nucleotides long. RefSeq names its product hydroxysteroid 17-beta dehydrogenase 12 (gene Hsd17b12). The transcript is spliced from 11 exons. NCBI's taxonomy places the organism in Eukaryota, Metazoa, Chordata, Mammalia, Rodentia, Heteromyidae. Gene Ontology annotation, molecular function: oxidoreductase activity. Gene Ontology annotation, cellular component: endoplasmic reticulum. Bases 119 to 1060 code for a protein of 313 amino acids. The record is from RefSeq and is a predicted model, not a curated record.